AUGCUUGGUACUGGGAAGACUUUGACACACCAAGAGCUUCAGGAUAGGUCAGAAGAUAAGGAGGUGCGGAAAGCGUUAGAUGGACGCAGCGGGAAGCGGAAAAGGCACGAGGACAAGUUUGCAGUCCAUGGGUUAGACACCGAAGAUAGCCAGGACGAUGAAAUCCUUGCGGCCGAAACCGUCACCCGACCUUCGCAUCCCCAAGUUAUCUUUGACUCAGCAAUUCCCCCUCCAAAGAAUGAAAGCGAACCAUCUGCCGUAGGAAGCGCGCUAAAACGAAAGUCAGAUGGAAGCGUCGUGAUGCCCAAAAUUAGUAAGACGAAGCAGGUUAGUUGGGUUCGGAAGCGCUCCGCGCCUGCCAAAGAGGAAUCUGAUACCUCGUUUGACAGUUCAGAUUCAGCGUACGACUCGACGGACGAUGCGGUAGAUUCAUCAGGUAGUGAUGAAGACUUCGAGACUGGGUCGGAAGAUGAGGAUAAAGAGGACGCAGGGAUUUUAUUGGAAGAAUCUACACCCCAUCUGUCCGCGAAGAAGAAGCUGGGUUUUAAAGAUUGGGCUGUCAAACAACUCAGUGUUGCAAAAGGCUACAACCUCCCAACACAAGAGACAGACGUCAUACCGCCUGUUGAAACCCCUCCCACAAAGAAACGAAAGAUUGAAAGUUCGACCGAUCUCCCCACCAUGCGUGGUCCUCUGGGAGAAGACCUCCAAAUCCCAAAAACCACAUUGGCAGAUCAAGUCCUGGGUUCAGAACAGCAGGCCAAGGCAGCCUCAUACGUUAAGGCUGUUGCUGUCAAGCGGCCUCCAUCCGUCGAAGAAGCAAGGUUGCUGCUCCCGAUUGUAGCGGAGGAGCAACCGAUUAUGGAAGCUAUUUUGUUGAAUCCCGUCGUCAUUAUAUGCGGUGAAACAGGAAGUGGGAAGACCACCCAAGUUCCCCAGUUUUUGUAUGAAUCCGGCUUUGGUACUCCAGGAAGUGAGAACCCUGGGAUGAUCGGUAUAACUCAACCUCGUCGUGUUGCUGCUGUGUCGAUGGCAGCGCGUGUAGCUUAUGAGCUAUCAUUGACGUCCUCUCGAGUAUCACAUCAAAUACGAUAUGAUGCAACAGUUUCACCCUCAACCUCAAUCAAGUUCAUGACGGACGGAGUCUUGCUUCGAGAGCUCGCCAACGACUUUAUUUUGUCACGGUAUUCUGUAAUAAUAAUCGAUGAAGCCCAUGAGCGAAGUAUGAACACAGACAUUCUCAUCGGCGUUCUUAGCCGUGUGGUCAAGCUACGAGAAGAGAUGUGGAAAGAAAGAAAGGACGACGUAAAGCCAUUGCGGUUGAUCAUCAUGUCUGCUACCUUGCGAGUAAGCGAUUUUGCCGAUAAUACGACGCUUUUUUCCUCUCGCCCGCCUGUCAUCAAUGUUGCUGCACGCCAACAUCCAGUCACGAUCCAUUUCAGUCGCCGUACUUCUCCAAACUAUGUCAACGAAGCAGUCAGGAAAGCAACAAAAAUUCAUACCCGCUUACCCCCAGGGGGUAUAUUGAUCUUUUUAACUGGCCAGAACGAGAUUAUUGGUGCUUGUCGAAAACUGGAGGCUAAAUUUGGAAAGAAGGCGCUUGACCUAAAAAAGAAAAACAGAUCACGGCCGAGUCAACAGGAGGCUGAUGUUGAGCCCGAGGAUCUUGACCUGGGAAAUUCUGAUCAGGAUGGUCUUGCAUUCGAUGUGGACGAAAAUAUGGACCAGGAAGAUCCAGAAGCGCUAGACAGCGAAGAUGAACAGAACCUAGACGAAGAACUCGGUUUGGAGGAGGAUUCCGAUGUGCCGAUGCAUAUUGUCCCCUUGUACUCCCUCCUACCAAGCGAGAAACAAAUGCGUGUCUUCGAGCCACCCCCGCCUGGUUGCCGUCUUGUUGUGGUCUCUACUAACGUUGCCGAAACUUCGCUCACUAUCCCGGGUAUUCGCUACGUUGUUGACUGCGGCCGGGCCAAGGAACGACGCUACGAUAUAGCGAAUGGGAUCCAGGCCUUCCAAAUCUCAUGGGUAUCGAAAGCAUCGGCGGCCCAAAGGGCUGGCCGAGCGGGCCGUACAGGUCCUGGUCAUUGUUACCGGCUUUACUCAUCUGCCCUUUUCGAGCACCACUUCGAGCAGUUCUCGACUCCAGAAAUACAGCGGAUGCCGAUCGAGGGUGUUGUGCUUCAAAUGAAGAGCAUGCAUAUCGAUGCAGUUGUCAAUUUUCCGUUCCCCACGUCACCGGAUAAAGCCGCCAUGCGGAAAGCAGAGAAAACGUUAACACACCUCGGCGCUUUGACUUUUGCGACACCAGACAUUAAAAAUGCUCUGUCAAGUGUCGGUCAAAUCACUGACCUGGGAAGAACCAUGGCGUUAUUCCCGGUUUCACCGCGAUUCUCUAGGAUGCUGGUAAGCGGACAACAACACGACUGCUUGCCAUAUGUUAUUUCCAUAGUCUCCGCCAUGUCUGUCGGCGACCCUUUCUUGUAUGAAGAGGUUAUUGGACAAGAUGGCAGCGAUGGGGAGAAUGAUGUCGAAUCAAGCCUCAUGAAUUUGAAAAGUGACUCCGUCAGGGCCAAAGAGGCGCGAAACUUGAAGCGAAAAGCAUUUUUCCAGUCGCAACAUAUGCACUCUUCAUUAGGAAAUCAUUCCAGUGAUGUUUUCAAAGUACUCUCUGUUGUUGGUGGGUAUGAAUAUGCCGGUGGCGGACACAAAUUUUGCUCAGAGAAUUUUGUUCGACCCAAAGCGAUGGAGGAAAUUCACAAGCUGAGAGCUCAAAUCAACAACAUAGUGCAAACCAACUUCCCUGGUGUUGACACUAAAUUCGCUCCAAAACUUCCACCUCCCAAUGAGCGUCAAGUGAAAAUUCUGAAGCAACUCCUAACUGCGGGCUUCAUUGAUCAGGUUGCCGUUCGGAAAAAUCGCGUUGAAGGGGCGGAUGGAGUUCAAGUAUCAACAUCAAAAGGAGUUCCCUACAAAGCCAUGGGGAUCUCGGAAGAUGCUUUUAUCCACCCUUCAUCAGUGCUUGCCAACAGUCCUCCCCCAGAUUACAUAAUUUUCAGUGAGGUCAUUAGAUCCUCUCGAAUCUUUUUGAAAGGCAAGCACUCUCAGUCCUCCUCAACUCAAUGCUUUACACUUUGUCUAGGAGUAACGGCUGUUAAUCCAUCCUGGCUCUCAGCAUUAGGCAAGCCUUCACUAUGCUCCUUUUCCAAGCCCCUCAAAAACAACGUUGGAACCCUUGUGAUGAUCCCUCAAUUUGGGCCAGACAAAUGGGAACUUCCCGCUGUGAAAGCGGAAUUACGGUAA
Molecule: messenger RNA, 3300 nt
Organism: Laccaria bicolor S238N-H82
Lineage: Eukaryota; Fungi; Basidiomycota; Agaricomycetes; Agaricales; Hydnangiaceae
Exons: 10
Coding region: 1-3300 (1099 amino acids)
Biological process (GO): maturation of SSU-rRNA from tricistronic rRNA transcript (SSU-rRNA, 5.8S rRNA, LSU-rRNA)
Cellular component (GO): nucleolus; intracellular anatomical structure
Molecular function (GO): ATP binding; ATP hydrolysis activity; RNA binding
Source: RefSeq, a predicted model, not a curated record